AUGUAUACAAAACGUUUGAAAAUAUCUAAAGUUGAAGGAAAUGUUACGGGGUUCGUCCUCAACAAGAACCACGGUGGAUGGGUAAGAAUGAUCGGACCUGUGAAGGACUUCCCGUCGCACCCGAGGUCGCUGCUGAAGCGAAAACACCCAGGGGACUCCGCCCCCGUGGCCAAGCGGGCCGCUCCCGCCCCCAGCCUCCCGGAGGUGGUGGACAUCUCGGACGUCUGCAGCUAUGAGACCAUCAGCGACUACAUCCAGCUGUUCGGAGACGAGGAGGUUGGGGCGGAGUCCCAAGGAAGCCCGGCCAGUCUGGAGUCGGGGUAUCAUACCUCGGGUCCUCAGGACGCUGACGAUGAAGACUCCAACCUCUCGUGGCUGCUCAACUUCAAAGUGUCCUCCCUCUUUGACGCCCCCGAAGACAAACCACCGCCCAAGAAAGAUGACUCUUGCAAAUGUUCCUGCGCCCUCUACCAGAAACCGGCCGGAAAACCUCCUUACACGUACACCGAACUGAUCGAGAAGGCUUUGAAGGAACAGGGAGAAUUGACAGUCUCCGGGAUAUACAGUUGGAUAUCGGCGAAAUACCCUUACUACAGUCCAAGUGAUGACAGAUGGAAAAACUCAGUCCGUCACAACCUCAGCAUCAACCCACACUUCCGUAAAGGCAUUAAGUCACGUCACGGCGCCGGGCAUCUGUGGACACUAAGCAACGAAGGCGUCUCACCACCACCUGAAUCUUGGAAAAGACACUCACAAGCCGAAGAAGUUGAUCGGAAGCCUCCAGAAGUUGAGUGUAUGGACGAGGCGGCCAUUGCUGCGGCGAGCAUCAUGGAACCUGUAGAGACUGAUGAGACGGGCACGCCGCUUACACGAGUGGCGGAGGAGAUACUGAGUGGAGUCAAGCGGCGAGUGGAGGUUCAAUACCUCGUCAACGACCACAACACAAACGGUAUAAAAUCUGACCCUGACCGCGCCUUUGUUGUCCUACCUCCAUCCUGGUCUUCCCUCCUAUAUUCUCCAGAAUUCCUCAACCCUGUAUCGAAGGAGGAGAUAGUGUCAGAGUCGGGUUUGGACACCGAACAUUGCGACGCAACGAGUUCUCUCCUCUCGGACCUCAACACGGAGCUUCAUCUCCCGGACAACCUCUUCAGCGAUGAGCUCGCUUUCUCCUGCUACUCACAACUCUGACCGAGUCUGCCGCAAACUCGCUCUUUCAUCUAGUCAGAUUUUUUUAUCGCUUUAGAUUUCCUAGUGCCGAUAGAACAUAGUUUGUCGUUGCUUUAGCGACCUUUUUUCAGUGAAUUUAUAUGGUGGAAUUUGAAGUCCGUCGUUUUUGUGUAUAUAUUCCAACGUAACUUUUAGACUGUAAAAUAUCAAAAGUAUUUUAGGAAUUUUUAGAACUGUAUAGUUUGACUGUUUGUGUGUUUUGUAUGUGAAGUCCGUCCAAGGUUUGUCAUUAUUUUGAAAUAAAAAGUGUUAAAAUCCAA
This is a messenger RNA of Macrosteles quadrilineatus (aster leafhopper), 1487 nucleotides long. Its product is annotated as forkhead box protein N2-like. Gene Ontology annotation, molecular function: DNA-binding transcription factor activity; cis-regulatory region sequence-specific DNA binding. Gene Ontology annotation, biological process: regulation of DNA-templated transcription. The transcript is spliced from 7 exons. The coding region runs from base 1 to 1188 and encodes 395 amino acids. The record is from RefSeq and is a predicted model, not a curated record. Gene Ontology annotation, cellular component: nucleus. Lineage: Eukaryota; Metazoa; Arthropoda; Insecta; Hemiptera; Cicadellidae.